Messenger RNA from Bipolaris oryzae ATCC 44560, 801 nucleotides. RefSeq lists its product as uncharacterized. The record is from RefSeq and is a predicted model, not a curated record. Lineage: Eukaryota; Fungi; Ascomycota; Dothideomycetes; Pleosporales; Pleosporaceae. The transcript has 3 exons. The coding region runs from base 1 to 801 and encodes 266 amino acids.
AUGAUGCUAGUACCCACAACCAAGGUAGUGGCGCUAUCAGUUGCAGUCGCUGUAAGGGACACAAUUGGGGCUACGCUGCUGACGGAAGAUGGCCUGACGGGAAUGAUGAGGGUCGGCAAAGGAGUCUCCGAUGCGGGUACUGGUGUCGAGACCACUGGUGUCGAAGUCACUGGCGCUGAUACGGAACCUGUGCCAGCAGUGGGCGUAGGGAGCUCACUCUCGGUGGCAUUGGUAGAGGUUUGCGGAAUCAGUGUAGGCGCACCGCUGCUUGCAGAGCCUGUCGGCACAGAUGUAACAGUGGGGGAGGCAGAUGUGCCAACGGCUCCUGUGCCGGAUGGAGUAAUACCCGAGGCCGGAGGUGUGAUGCUAGCUGGAGCAGAGGCAGUGGGUGUAAGGCCAGUCGAGGAGAGAACCUCGGAAGUAGGUACACCAGACGAGACAGGUGUGGAAGCUGGGACUGGUACAGAUCCAGUUGGCACAGUACCUGAGGAGGGAAACACUCCAGACGAUGGCAGGAUCUCUGACGCGAAGCUCGAGGCCGAGACAGUGGGAACGACAAUAGGCUCACUAGUAGGAAUGCCAGUACCAACAGACGAAGCCAGCGAAGAAACGAUUGUAGGACGCAGGCUGGCAUCGCCGGAAGUAGGCACCGGAGUGGGGGCAGUGGAAGCAAGGCCUGUACCUGAAGGCAGGAUGCCUGAUACAUCAGGUAGAAUGGACGAGCUUACAAACUGCUCUGGUUGUACAGAGCUAGUGGCGGCAGCCUCUGAGGUGGGAAUAGGUCCCGAGCCAAGGGGCUGA